ACGUCAUCAGUAAAAUAGUGUUCUGUUCCUUGACGAUUUGCCGAAAUUUAAACAAAACUUAAUUAACAAAAAUGUUUACUUUAUGGACAUUGAUUGAAGCUUCCCUUUUAUGUUUGAAUGCAGUAUGUGUAUUGCAUGAAGAACGUUUCUUAGCCAAAAUUGGCUUGGGUGUUCAACAGAUGAAUCAGGAAUUUGGACAACCCACCGCCAAGGGUCAAAUCUUAAAUUUAAUCAGAUCCAUUCGUACAGUAGCCAAGAUUCCGUUGAUAUUUCUAAAUAUAGUGGCCAUAAUAUUUAAAUUAAUACUUGGCUGAAUAAAUAUGCAAAUGUAUGUUUAAUAUCUUAAUAAAUAGUAAUCUUUUAUAUGAAAUUUUA
Molecule: messenger RNA, 375 nt
Organism: Calliphora vicina (urban bluebottle blowfly)
Lineage: Eukaryota; Metazoa; Arthropoda; Insecta; Diptera; Calliphoridae
Product: immediate early response 3-interacting protein 1
Exons: 3
Coding region: 72-314 (80 amino acids)
Biological process (GO): endoplasmic reticulum to Golgi vesicle-mediated transport
Cellular component (GO): COPII-coated ER to Golgi transport vesicle; Golgi membrane; endoplasmic reticulum membrane
Source: RefSeq, a predicted model, not a curated record